CUGACCCUCAACCAAGCCGAGAUCCACAGACAACCUCUGUCUAAACGAAAAGCAGUCUGACCACUCCGUCAGGGAUGAACGCCUAUGAAAUAGUUGCGUGGUAGUAUUUCAAACAGCCGGAGCAUGGAGCGUUGUGGGGGACUGCUGCCUGCCAUAAUCGCCACCGCUUGUCUUCUAGGCAUGGUGAUAAGCCAGACCACACUUGCUCCUGCUGUGAUGAACACCACAGUCGGUGAGAUUGUGACUGAUGUGACAGCAACUUCAUUUAUCCCCGGCACCACAACCCCCGGCUGCUCUGCACUCAACAUUUCCUCCUGUGAGGCCUGUGUCCCUGGAUCGUACUACGACAACAGCACUUUGCUGUGCUCAUGCUGUCCUGACCUAGGGUUUUGCCUGUUUGCUGAGGACUGUGUCCCAUGUCCAAGAGGAUUCUUCCAGCCCCUGGCUGGACAGCAACAGUGUCUGCCAUGCAGUCGGGGUUUCUAUAUAAAUUUCGCUGGAAGCCCUGUGUGCAAUUCAUGCCCUCCUGGAUCCUUCAGCAAUGAGACCGGGGCAGACACCUGCAGAAGUUGCUCCCCUGGGUUUUUUUCAUCACAGCAGAAUUCCACAUCAUGUAAUCCAUGCACAAAAGGAACAUUUUGCAACUCCUCUAGCUGUGCCCAGUGCCACAUCUGUCCUGUGGGCACAGAGUCCCUUCAUGCCGCCGCCAAAGAAUGCACACCUUGUCGGCCAGGCAUGCAUAAGGCCUCCCAUCAGAGCAUGUGUCAGAUCUGCAACAGGGGCUUCUACCAGAUCCGUUGGGGCCAGGAAAGCUGUGAUGUCUGCCCCGAGAAUCACUAUUGCCCUAGUCCAGAUGUGAACCCCAUCAAGUGUCCCAGUGAUGCUUUCUGUCCAGAGGGCAGCACAGCACCAGGCUACUGCAUGGAGACCUUCUUCCGCAAAUCAGGGGAGACUUGUGAAUUGGCCCCUGUCACGAUUGCACUACUAGUCAUUGGAGGAGGGGUGGCCUUACUCUUUGUCAUUCUGCUGGUGCUCCGUCGAAAGAAAUUCACCGAUGGGGAGCUGUCCAUAGCUCAAACUCCAUUGCUACACAAAGAGCGACCUCAGGGUCGCUACUAUGGAAUUCCCUGUGAUGCAGAACCUGUGUACGCUGGCUGGUGAACACUGCUGAAGGGCAGUCUGCACCUAAUUGUUUCUUAAUGUUUGGUACCUUGUAAAACAAGACCAGCUAAAGUCUAAGACUGCAAUAGUGACUCAACCAUGGACAGAAGGAUUUGAUCAAAAAAGACUGACUGCUGAUCCUAAAUCCUAGACGGGGUCAUAUUUUAGUAAAUAGAGCCUUGACGAGCAGAUUUUAAUCGUCUCACAUUUUGUUGUUGACUGCCACUGUUAUUGAUGUUCUGUCUGCAGGAUAAAAACGUUCCUUUUUUUAAAAAAAAAUUUGGGUAAAUGGAUUAAAGCUGUUAUACUGGAAUGAUGAAAAGGUGAUCCCUUAACCUGGUGGACCCUUCUGUUAUAAAGAGCACUUUGUACUGAUGCGUUCUAUUUAAUUUGCACUCGUGUCUUGGUAGAUUUAUGGGUGCCUCCUGUGCUUUGUGGAAUGGCUCCUCAGUUUUAGAAAGAUGUGAACUGUGGUUGGUUCCUUGUGUUUUAUACGUUUUUGACGAAGGGGUCUCUAUUGUUUGUAGUUCCACUGGUGUUUAAUUUUUUUCACUUGUUCUAUUUAAAAAAAAGAUUAUAUUUGUAUGUUUUAAAGGAAAAAUAAAUAAAAUCGAUCAACAUGAGUCUGUGCUUGAAUUGCCUCAC
Molecule: messenger RNA, 1806 nt
Organism: Lampris incognitus (smalleye Pacific opah)
Lineage: Eukaryota; Metazoa; Chordata; Actinopteri; Lampriformes; Lampridae
Product: proprotein convertase subtilisin/kexin type 5
Exons: 9
Coding region: 124-1161 (345 amino acids)
Source: RefSeq, a predicted model, not a curated record